Messenger RNA from Lactuca virosa, 2136 nucleotides. The record is from the annotation of a GenBank genome assembly. NCBI's taxonomy places the organism in Eukaryota, Viridiplantae, Streptophyta, Magnoliopsida, Asterales, Asteraceae.
CUCACCCAUUCACUCAACAACGCCUUCCUUCUCGAACGACAAUACCCAAGCUCUCAACUCCACCUCGUUGUCUCCGCCAACCUCCUUGUCUCUUCUUCCUAUAUCUACUCUGCUAUCUACUUUCCAAAAUUUCACACCAUUAACGGACUUCCCAAUUUGGAAAUUUGCUCGGCUACAAUGGCACAAUCUUUGAAUUUCUUCGUAUCAUCUUCCCGUUCACCGGACUUUACAAUCUCCACCAAUUCCUACUCAAAACCCAUGCUCCAAACCCCCAAUCGCUUCUUGUCAUUCACAAAAUCCCCCCGCAAACCGCUCGUUUUGGUAUCCGCCUCCGCCGACAACGGACAAGGGGGUUUAUCUGCCGUGACGGCGGAUUUCGUUAGUGAUAAUGGGACUAAACCAAUAACUAUUGCACAACCUGAUUCGAGUUCGAUUGAAGUGGAUUCGGUGACGGAGGCGGAGUUGAAGGAGAAUGGAUUCCGGAGUACUCGAAGAACGAAACUUGUGUGCACGAUCGGACCCGCCACUUGCGGGUUUGAGCAGCUGGAGGCGUUGGCCGUCGGAGGGAUGAACGUGGCGAGGAUUAAUAUGUGCCAUGGGACGCGUGAGUGGCACAAGACUGUGAUCGAACGAGUGAGGAGGUUGAAUGAGGAGAAAGGGUAUGCUGUUGCUAUCAUGAUGGAUACCGAAGGAAGUGAGAUUCAUAUGGGGGAUCUCGGUGGUGCUUCAUCGGCAAAAGCUGAGGAUGGAGAAGUAUGGACAUUCAGUGUACGAGCAUACGAUUCCCUUCGCCCUGAGCGAUCCAUCACUGUGAACUAUGAUGGAUUUGCAGAAGAUGUGAAAGUGGGAGAUGAACUUCUUGUUGAUGGAGGAAUGGUGAGGUUUGAGGUGAUUGAAAAAAUCGGUCCAGAUGUCAAGUGUUUGUGUACUGAUCCAGGACUUCUGUUACCAAGGGCAAACUUGACAUUUUGGCGUGAUGGAAGCUUAGUUCGUGAACGUAAUGCCAUGCUUCCAACAAUUUCCUCAAAGGAUUGGUUGGAUAUAGAUUUUGGGAUUGCAGAAGGUGUUGAUUUUAUUGCAGUAUCAUUUGUCAAAUCAGCAGAAGUGAUUAAUCAUCUUAAGAGUUACAUCAAAGCUCGAUCUCGUGAUGGGGACAUAGCAGUACUUGCAAAGAUCGAAAGCAUCGACUCACUAAAAAACUUAAAAGAAAUCAUCCAAGCUUCAGAUGGAGCCAUGGUAGCACGUGGUGACCUUGGUGCUCAAAUCCCAUUAGAACAAGUCCCAUUAGCCCAACAAAAAAUAGUUGAAACAUGCAGAAAAUUAAACAAACCAGUAAUUGUAGCUUCACAGCUACUUGAAUCCAUGAUUGAGUAUCCAACACCUACUCGAGCUGAAGUUGCUGAUGUGUCAGAAGCUGUGAGACAACGUGCUGAUGCACUCAUGUUGUCUGGUGAGUCAGCAAUGGGUCAGUUUCCUGAUAAGGCUUUGACUGUUUUGAGAAGUGUGAGUUUGAGGAUUGAAAAAUGGUGGAGGGAAGAGAAACGACAUGAAGUUAUGGAGUUGCCUGAUAUUGCUUCUUCUUUUUCGGAUAGUAUUUCGGAAGAGAUUUGUAAUUCAGCUGCAAAAAUGGCUAAUAAUCUCGAAGUGGAUGCGCUAUUUGUGUACACAAAAGACGGGCACAUGGCAUCUCUCCUUUCCCGGUCCCGCCCGGACUGCCCGAUUUUCGCGUUCACAACCGAUACUUCGGUCAGAAGACGUCUAAAUCUACAAUGGGGUUUAAUACCAUUUCGCCUUGGUUUCUCGGAUGACAUGGAAAGCAAUCUCAACAAAACUUUUUCUCUACUCAAAGCUCGAGGCAUGAUCAAAUCGGGUGAUCUUGUUAUUGCGGUUUCAGACAUGUUGCAAUCGAUUCAAGUUAUGAAUGUACCAUAAGGAAAAACUUGUGUUGACUAGGGUUUUUGUGAUCUAUCUUGAUGCCGAAAAGUCUUAAAGAUUGUGUUUUGUUAGAAGUUUGUAUUUGCGUUUUGUUAUGUUGAACUUAUGGACUUUGUAAUUUGUUGGAUUUGUUUUCGGUUUAAUGAGAAGGUUGUUUGGUAGAUUGAGGGGAUGUCUUUCUAAUGUAGUAAAUGGUUGUUG